Molecule: messenger RNA, 870 nt
Organism: Owenia fusiformis
Lineage: Eukaryota; Metazoa; Annelida; Polychaeta; Sabellida; Oweniidae
Source: the annotation of a GenBank genome assembly
GUGUUUAUGCGACUAGGAAUGGUGUCCAAAGCAAAUUAAAAUUCGAAAGAACUUGUUAUUUCAUUGAUAUAUCAGAAAACUGUACUAUUUUAACGAUGGCUGACGAUAUUGAUGAUCUUUUAGACGAAGUUGAGGAAAAAUUUGUAACCAAAACACCAACGAAAAGACCGGAAUCAAAGCCUAAAAUUCAAGUAAAUUCCAGCAACAAGAAAAAUCGUGACUCUGAUCUUGAUGAUAUGAUCAACGAUAUAUGUGAUGUUCCUGAACCUUUGGAGACACUAGGCAACAAUGUCAAAGAUACAGAGAAACAUGAGAGAAUAGUCACAUCUGCUCAGAAAAAAUGCUAUCCAAUAUAUCUAGGAGGAAGCAACAAUGCGCAGGGCAUAGCUAAUACAAUAAAUCAGAGGACAUGUGACAGGUUGCGCUGUACAGACUGCGACUUCAAGAUUGUCAAUUAUGACAACUACCAAUGGCAUUCUUCCGUCGAUUAUUUAUUUCUCAGGAAUAAUGUACCUGAUUUGAAGAAACUUAGUGCUAAACUUGUGCAAAAGAAAGGUUAUAGAGCAUAUGCGUGUCAGUGUAAAUGGAAGUCUGUGAACGAUAUAGUAAACUUGAACAAUCUUAGCGAUCUCAAGUGGAUCUGUGGCAAACAUUGAAUCAUUGCAGUAGAGGAUUAUGGGUAAUUUGGCAGACGUUCCUGUCAUGUACGAUUUAAAUUAUUGCAUUUAGUAGCAUUCGUGUAUUUGGUGAUAUUUGAUUAAAAAUAACUGCAGCUAGCAAUUACAUGGUUGCAUAUACUGUACUCCCAGGAGUUUUUGUGUGAUUUUAUUUAUGCAAUUGGCGACUGUGGUAAAAUCGUGAAAUUCGCAA